AUGGAGUCAACUCUGAGGGGAGAGAAGCUCAUUGAGGCAAUUGCCUCGGCAGACGAGUCGACUCUUCGUGCCGUUCUGCGCGGCGUUUGCGCUGACCGUGAUGCUCAACAACUCGUGGGGAAACACUUGUAUGAAAUAACCAAGCUCAACGCCGCAAAGACCGAAGGUUCUGGCUUGAAACGGAAAGCGGCGUCCACCGUUCACAUCUGCAUUCAGUGUGGCCAGGCGUUCGAGGAAGACGACAAUGAAAAGGAAUGCCGUUACCAUUCAGAGGACAUGGAACUCGACGAAAAUUCGUCCACGUGGUAUGACUGGGACGAGCAAACCUGGGGUGAGAUGGAUACGGAGGAGAACCGUUGUAAUCCUGACACUCUUCGGGGUUUCAUUUAUACUUGCUGCAAUAAACGAGCCGAUGAGGCGGAGGGGUGCAAAUUGGGUUACCACCGGGCUGUUGAUGGCAAGAGAUGA
Messenger RNA from Sordaria macrospora k-hell, 468 nucleotides. RefSeq lists its product as uncharacterized. The record is from RefSeq and is a predicted model, not a curated record. NCBI's taxonomy places the organism in Eukaryota, Fungi, Ascomycota, Sordariomycetes, Sordariales, Sordariaceae.